This is a messenger RNA of Oppiella nova, 513 nucleotides long. Lineage: Eukaryota; Metazoa; Arthropoda; Arachnida; Sarcoptiformes; Oppiidae. The record is from the annotation of a GenBank genome assembly.
GUAUGCAUUAACGAUGAAAACUAUUUGGUUGACCUCAACACCGACCACCUGUUCCGACAGAUCACACGAUUAAUGCGAUUCAGUGUCCAGUUUGUGAUCCCAUCCCUACUGAUCGGCUAUUUUUGUGCCAAAAUUAUAUUCCACUUAAACUCAACACAAUUACUGAACCGGAAGUGGAUUAUAACGAAACGAUUUCUACUCGUUUUCGCCAUAUUUCUCGUAAAGAACUACUCGUUUCACAUGAAGUCCACCAGAAAUAUAGUCAAAGAUAUCAUGGAUUCACGACAAGUGAACUCCUGUUAUCUAAACACUGAAUACUAUGUGUUUUACAUUAUAUUCAAUACGAGCUCAUCGUUCACAUCACUCAUGUAUUUCUGGAUGAGCCGGGAGUUUAGGGCUCAAUACAAACGGUAUGUCCAGCGAUGGUUAUUUUGGAGGAGUUCCCCAAACCGUGUCUCAACGAUCGCCAAUAAAACAGUGGUCAAGGAGUUCCAGUUCAGCGCCGUUUGCUAA